This is a messenger RNA of Strongylocentrotus purpuratus (purple sea urchin), 8017 nucleotides long. It is a transcript of the gene cfap44, whose product is annotated as cilia- and flagella-associated protein 44. Lineage: Eukaryota; Metazoa; Echinodermata; Echinoidea; Camarodonta; Strongylocentrotidae. The coding region runs from base 28 to 6123 and encodes 2031 amino acids. The record is from RefSeq and is a predicted model, not a curated record. The transcript has 35 exons. Gene Ontology annotation, molecular function: protein binding.
GGCCAGCUGGCUUGCUGCGCCUGCGCAAUGGCAACCUUAGCAACGGGUAACUCCAAAAUGGACGACGAGCAACAGGCGAACGCAGAACCUGCUGCUACUGAUGGGCAGCAGGAAGAGACCAAUGCUGAGCAGGAAACUAACCAGACAUCACAAGAAGACACAACAGAACAAGAGCCUGCUAAUGACAAUGCAGAAACAGCUGAAGUGAGUCAGGAGGGUGGGGCAGAUGCCCCAGCAACUGAGGGUGCGGAUGACCCACAAAACACGGAGGGAGAUGGUGAGCAGAAAGCGGAGCAGGAAGGUGGCGGAGAGAAUACAGAUGCGGUAGAGCCUCCGAUAGAAAAUGCUCCUGAAGAUGGACAAGCGCCAGAAGAUUUAGCUGAUGCACCCCAGGCUGCCGAAGAAACGGCACCGGAAGCCCAGGCUGAAGGGGAACAGGGUGUCACAGAUGGUGACGCCGCCCCAGCUGCAGAGGGAGCGACAGAGGCUGACACACCCCAGGAGACACAGGGUGACGCACCCCAGGAGACACAAGAUGACACACCCCAAGACGCACCGGCAGAAGGACAGGGGGAGACACAGGGAGAAGCACCACAGGAGACACCAGCAGCAGAACCCACAACAGAACCCCCGACAGAAUCCCAACAACCACAAGCAGACACUGGUGGGGACGGGGAACCAAAGCCUCAGGACGCCCCGCCCCAGCAGCAACCCGAGGGUGGGGAGACACAGGCCGAUGGGGGUGGGGCAGAGGAGACGGAGGGAGAGAAAGGAGAGGAGUCUAAGGAGGAAGUGGAUGAGAAUCUGAUACCUAAAGAUUUCUUUUACGACUAUGAAGAACACAGCUCCAAGCCAGUUAUUGCCGAGGACUCUGGCCUACCCAACGACAUGCUCAAACUAUUUCACUCUUUUGGAUAUGACUGCAAGAAGCUGUCCAAUCUGUACAUGCUGGAUGCCAACACAGUCCUCUUUGCGGCUGGUAACAUAGUCCAAAUCUUGAACCUCGUGACCAAGGAGCAGCGAUACGUCAGGACGACAAGCGGCGGUGGAGUUGGUGCCAUCACUGUGCACCCAAGUCUGAAAUACUUUGUGGUCGCUGAAAAAGGGGACAUGCCCAACAUCAUCUUCUACGAGUACCCCUCCCUCAAGCUCUACCGCAUCCUGAGGGGCGGUACAGAGAAGGGCUACGCCUUUGUGGACUUCAACCCUGCCGGGACCCUCCUGGCCUCCGUGGGUUGUAACCCUGACUUCAUGCUGACCCUAUGGGACUGGCAGCAGGAGAAGAUCCAAUUGAGAUCUAAGGCUUUCUCCCAGGAUGUCUUCAGGGUCACGUUCUCCCCUGAGAACGAGGGGCAGCUGACAACCAGCGGCACCGGCCACAUCAGGUUCUGGAAGAUGGCCGACACCUUCACCGGCCUCAAGCUCCAGGGGGCACUGGGCAAGUUUGGCCGCACCGAGAUCUCGGACAUCCGGGGCUAUGUGGAGCUGCCGGACGGCAAGGUGCUGUCCGGGACGGACUCGGGCAACAUGCUGCUCUGGGAAGGGGGCCUGAUCAAGGUCCAGAUCGGCCGUAAGGGCAAGAAGCCCUGCCAUCAAGGGGCUAUUGAACAGUUUGUGAUGGAUGAAGGCGAGCUGAUCACGAUCGGCGCUGAUGGAUUUAUUAGGGUGUGGGACUUUGAGUCGAUUGACACGGCCGAUUCCAUGGACGAGUCCGGCGUCUUUGAGAUGGAGCCUAUGAACGACCUCAAGGUUGGAAACGACGUCCAUCUCAUGUCCAUGGUCAAGUCAGUUGACCCUGAGGUGCAGAGCCUGUGGUACGGCCAGGAUGCCAACGGUGGGAUCUGGAAGCUGGACCUGUCGUUCUCUCACACCACCAAGGACCCGGAGAAGCUCUUCUCGUACCAUGCAGGAGAGAUCACUGCCGUAGCGACGUCACCCAUCUCGCAGCUCAUUGCUUCCACUGCCCAUGAUGCUACUGUUCGUGUGUAUGACAAUGCAUCCAAGACGCCACUGUGCCAUACCAAGUUCAACGCUGGAUCCACCUCCCUCUUGUGGUUGCCUCAGAUUAUUGACCCCAAGGGGGCCACCGUCCUGGCCGGAUUCAACGACGGCGUGGUCAGAGUACUGGUCAUCGCCAGACAGGACCAUCAAGACCACCAUAAGAAGGGCCAGAACCAACCCCAAGCCCAGCUCAUCCUCAAGCAGGCCUUCAAACCUCACACCAAGGCCGUCACAGCGAUGGCUCUAGACAACAAGGGGGAACUGCUCGCUUCUGGGGGAGCCGACGGAACAGUGUUCUUCAUGUCUGUCAGUGAUACGUUCAGUCCUGUUGGAUACAUUGAGAUGCCAGGGCCAGUAACGCACCUCACCUGGGCUCCCGGCAACUUUGAGAAGAACACCCUGCUGGUGUUCUGUGCGAAUGGUGAGGUGAUGGAGGUCACGGCCCCAGAGCCAGGCAGCUACGACACCUCCAAGACCUUCAACAUCACAGGUCUGGAAACCAGGUCCUUCUCGUUUACCAGCAUCAAGUCUAGACUCAGGAGAGAAGAGGAAGAGGAAAGGAAGAGAAUUGAAGAGGAGGAGAAGCAGAAGGAGAAGGAGAGACAGAGACGUAUCCGUCGGGAACGUGGACUUGAAGAUGAGGAAGAGGAGGAGGAAGAAGAGGAGAAAGAGGAGGAGCCACAGCCCUUGUACAUCCCUGAGGAGCCCAGUCCUAUUCUCUUUGGAAUGUACGCUCCAAACGAUCCAGACACUUUCUGGGUUUCCAUGGGAGCCUUUGAUGCAGGUUACCUCUAUGAAUGCAAGUUCUACAGCGAGGAGGAGAAGACGGCUCUGAUCAAGGACAGCCGAGAGAACGCCAUCAAGGAAGCCAAAAGAGCUAUCCCCGUCCCCGGGAGUGAUGACAUCCCCAUCACCUGUAUCACCUUCAAUUCCGAAGGCACCCACGCCCUGAUGGGGAUGGAGAACGGAGUCAUCCGCAUCCAAUUUGUCGUCCAGGACAACGACCCCAAGAACGCCGAGAAGCGACCCUUCACCUCCUCCCAGGCCGACCUCAGCAAGCUCGGCCCUUACUGGAUGCUGAACGUCCACGACAACAACUACGGAAGCAUCAGCACCAUCGAGACGAGUUUCGAUGAUAAGUGUGUCGUAUCCAGCGGAGGCGACGGGAACCUCUUCAUCUUUGAGAUGAUGAGCGAUGAGAAGAUCGAGGAGGCCAAGGCGGUGGCCAGGGCCAAGAUUCCUUCUGCCAGGAAAGAGGACGAACAACGGACAGUGGCUGAUAUUGAAAACAAGGAGCAUUACAGCAUCGAGCUGGAGAAGCAGAAAGCCGAACACGACAAGAUGAUGAAGAUCGCCGAGGAGAAGAAGCUGGAGGCCCGCAAGACCAUCGCCAAGCUCCGCAGGCAGUUCAAGAAGCUCCUUGAGAGGAAUCAUGAACUGCCUUCCCAUCUCCAGCUAGAGAGGAAGGAAUUUGAGAUGGAUCCGGGCAUCAGGCGUGAGCUUGAGAGACAGACGGCCGAGAAGAUAGAUCUGGUGAGGAAAGAGCUCGCAUGGGAGGCGGAUAAACAUCGCGUUGGGCUGGAAAAACUCAAGCAAAGAUUCAAGGAUGAACUGGAGUGCGAGCGCAUCGUGGUGGUGGCGGUGAGGUCUUCCCAUCAGGUGGCCACCUACCGUACGGCGGAGCUCAGCAAGGACUUCCUGCUGCAGAAGGAGGAAUGGAGCCGGCGGGCGACCAUGGUGUCGGAGAAAUCACUGUCCAGGGACCCCACCAGGGAGCAGCUGUUUGCUGAUCAGUCCAAGCUCAGUGAAACUGAGAUCGAUGCUGGCAGGGUCCCAGGCACCCAGACCAAGAAGGCCACCCUACUGACUGGUAGACUUGGGGAGAAGGUCAACAAGGCCUUGCAGAAAGCUGAGAAGGUCAAGCAGAAGAGGACGGCCAGAGCCAAACAGUGGAAUGAGCUGAACAAGAGCAAGCCCCCAGAAGACUAUGAAGACCCCGCCGAUGUGUCAGCUAUCAAGGAGGCUCAGGACCACAUGGGAGACUUCAAGCUCAAGACCGCCAAGGACUACGUCGUCCCUGAACACCUCCGCAUGAAUGCCCUCAAGAAACGCAAUCAGCUUCUCACUCUGGAGGAACUGAUCCACACGCACAAGAUGCAGAUCAACCGGCGGGUGAUCCGUCUCCGGGACAAGAAGGUGUCCAUGAUCCAGGAGAUCAAGACGAUCCUGGAGGAGCUGGAGGACAUCCAGUCCAGUCUCCAGCAGGAGCAGACCAAACCAGUCCCGGAGCUCCCCGUGCUCCACCCGUUCGAGGUCCCAGAGAAGAAGUAUGAGUAUACCCGGGAGUCCUUGAUGAAGUUCAGAGAGGAGAUGAAGGCUAAGGAGCUUGCCAAGAUCACCGGGGGAGAGGGAGGAGGAUUUGGAGGGGGCUUCGGAGGCAUGGGAGGGGGCAACGCCGCACCCCAGAAAGCCGAUGCAAAGGGCCCCAGCCCUGCCAUGCUGCGCAAGUCGGCCAUGUCCUACCGCAGUGGGACCAACCUGGUCACUCCAAUCCCGUCCGACCCCACCCUACUCUCUCCUCUGGAGUACCAGCUGAAGGAGGUCCAUAUGAUCGACAUGCUCUAUAGGCAAGACCAGCUCCUGGGACGCAUCGAGGAACUGGUCGUCAACUUUGACGCCGAGCUCCGUCUCCUCCGCCACGAGAAGUUCAACCAGGACCUGGACCUCAAGAAUGCUGAUCUGAGACGUGUGACUCUGUUUGAAGAGCUGCAGCUGCUGAAGGAGUUUGAGAAGCGUGAGAAUGUGCUCGCAGCCAAGGUCGAUAUCAAGAUCAAGGAACGUUCAGACAUGCAGGCCAAGGUUGUUGAAUGUCAGAUGAAGCUCGACGGCAAGCGCAAGGACAUUGAGAAGCAGAACGAGAGAGAGAAGGCCCUCUACGCCACCUUCCAGUCGUCUCUCGGCGAGAACAACAAGUUCCAAGAGUUCCUCACCAAGGUCUUCAAGAAGAAGAUUAAGAGAGCCAAGAAGAAGGCGAAGACGGAAGGAGAGUCUGAUGAAGAGAGCGACGAGAGCUCGGAUGACGAGUCAGACUGGUCAAGCGAUGAUGACGAGUCAGGCGAAGAGCAGCUGGAUGAUUCUGUCUGCCCUCCAGGAUGUGAUCAGGCACUGUUUGACAACACCUGUGCCCUGCGUGAGAAGCGCCUGGACAUUGAGGAGCUGAUGGCCGAGGAGAAGAAGACGGCUGAAUCUCUCAAGAAGGAGACAGACGCCCUCAUCAAGAAACAGAAGAUCAUCGAGAACGGUCUCAAGACGGCUGAAGCAGACCUUGAACAGUUCCAGCUUGAGAAACAGCAGAAGCUGAAUGAGCUGGAUGUGAUCGUGACCCUGCGGCUUCAUCAGGUGGAGCAUGUGGUCAAUGGCGCAGUGCCCCAGGACCUGAGCCAGUGCCUGGUCUUCACCAACCAGGCCAUCAGGAGGCUACAGCAGAGGAUCAGGGAACUCAAGGAGGAGAAGACUGCACAGAGACGACAUUACAAGGAACACCGGCAGCAGCACGUCCAACUGAUCAAGGACCGCAAGCUGAUGGAGUCCCGCAUCAACGAGCUGGAGGAGAAGAGCAACGAGAUGAUGAGGCUCAAGUUUGGCCGCAUCGUCGACCUGGACAAGAUGGAGACGGUGGGCGUCAACCGCAACGUGGAGGAACUCAAGGAGAAGUUGAGGAUCAACGAGGGGGGCAACGCCCAGGAGAUACAGAAGUGGGAGAAAAAGAUCUUAGCCAAGAAGAAGCGAAUCACGGAGCUGACGCGGGACAACACGGAGCGGCUCCAGCAGCUCACGUACCUGGUAGGCGAGAAUAAAGACCUGGAGAAGGCGCUUGAUUCCCGGCAGACAAGUCUUACUGGGCAAAAAUCGGGCGGUGAGUUUCAGGGUAGCCGGAAAGCCGACGUGGUGGAGAGGAAACGCUUGAUCCAACUUGUACAGCUCCAAGCCCAGGAGAUCGAGGCCCUCAAGGAGGAGAUCGGUCUGCUCUCGAGGAAAGGGGGUCACAUCCUACCCCCAACCCAACCCCCUGCUCCGCAUACCCCCCACGGCGUCAGGUCGGCAGUCAACGGUCACAACUAGGCGAUGCUGUCUGCCUGCUGUGAAAUCAGUAACUUUUGUUGUGACCUGAAACUUGUGUGAAUUGUUAAUCUUGCGCCUACAGGAACCGGGCCCUGUUUCACAAAGCUUUGUUUAUCAAUAACAACCGCCACAUAUCUAUGAAAAAUCUGGUCCCAGCCAAUCAAAUGCAAGGACUUCAGUAGCUUAUAACAAUUAUGGUAUAUUGUUAUUGAUAACAAGUUUUAUGAAACCGGGCCCUGGUUGUCCCUGUAUUGAAGUAUGUGGGAAUGAAGAAAUUCAGUAGUCGAUGGAUUUUUCAUGACCAGAAAACAUGGAAAUCUUGGAACGUAUUCUGAAAACUAAUGUUAUCUUUAUGUCAGUGAAAAUAAAAAGCUCUAAAUGCAUGGGACUAACAAGUACCAUUGGUGCUUGCGCGGAUAUCUUGUGUAAUUUUACCCGAGGUCAGCCAGCUUUGUGCAGACAUAAACAAUGGCAUGUCUUAAUUUGAUUUGUUAUUGACAAUCAUAAACAUGGUUUUGCUAACAUGAAAGGAACAUCGUUUUCAGAAUACCACCCAAGGUGUUGAAGUCACUCGUUCCCAACGUUUAACUUUUGCUGAGAGGGUCCGCUUGUGAAAUGCUCAGAAGUUUCAAGAAUACAAUAGUUUCUGGUUGCUUUCUGGUUUCAUAGGAGGUGGUGCAUGUACAGUCAAACCUGUCUAUAGUGACCGCCCAAGGGAAACACAAAUAGUGUUUUUAGUAGAAAGGUGUUCACUUAAGCAGGUUUGACUGUACAUGUAUGAUGAAAUAUUGUAAUAGGAAGAAGUACUUCUGUGUAGGGUGCUUUGCUUCUUUAAGAAGGGGCCAAUAUCACAGGUUUGGCUGUACAUUGAAUUGGCUGUACAUUGUUCAGACAAAUAUUCCAUUAUGUAUGUCUGUGUAAAAAGAAUGAUGUUGCAUAUUUCAAAACACUGAAUUCUUCUUUUAGUCACGAUAGGAUGGUUGACACAUAGUUUGCAGAUACCAGGUUCCAUUGUGAUGUAGUCUUUAUGGUGCAUUUUUGUUCAAAAAUUCAAAAAUUUCAGGCAACUAUGCCCCCCCCCCAACAAAAAUCCACAGCACACUACAUUAAUGAAUAUAUCUAUAUAUAUUUUGUUUUGUAUAUAUGAAUAAUAUAUUGCAUAAGGCAUUUGUAGUUCUAAUGAACAUUUAUAUACUCUGUGCUCUUCCAGAACUAUCCCAAAGUGAUCUGUCACAAAUUUUGGGUUUAAGAUCUUUCAGGCAUUUUCAUAUCGUCUGUUAAAAGCCAAAAGGGCCUUAACCCUGUGUUAAAGCAAAUAAGUUAACACCCUUCUGGCUCCAAACAGACUACAUGUAUAUGAUCAGAGACUGGCAGAUUUGGGAACUGUACCCACACAAAAAACUGACAGUGAACUGAUGUGGCCCCCAAAUGCCAUAGAUUUUGUCAAUGAAGGGUCGGUUUCAUGUACAAGAAAUUUCACUUCACAUGCACACAAAAUACUUUAAGAAACAGACCAACCUAACAAGUAGUAUUGUGUUGACAACGUAUUCAUAGAUUUUAAUUUAUUACGAUAGUCACAUUUAUAAUAAAAGUGUAUAAAGUUAUGCAAUUUAAGUGUACAUACAAUAUUGCAAAGAUUAGACAAGAAUUUAUAAUCACUUACACCUUUGAUAUUGUACUUGAAUUAUACAUAUGCAAGGAAGAAAAAUUAGAAUUUAUCACCUGUUCUUUCACAUACUCUACCUAUUUACCGCCUUCACAUGUUCUCUAUUUUCAGAAACUUUAAAAGCAUUUAUAGAAUUGUUGAUAUUUAUCUACCAUAUUGUACAAACUCCGUCCAUACAAGAAAAUUAAAUUCUAUGCUAAAUAAAUGUUCUUUCAUUUCAGAAAAAAA